Messenger RNA from Stylophora pistillata, 3335 nucleotides. RefSeq lists its product as uncharacterized. NCBI's taxonomy places the organism in Eukaryota, Metazoa, Cnidaria, Anthozoa, Scleractinia, Pocilloporidae. The record is from RefSeq and is a predicted model, not a curated record.
UUCUCUUAACCGAAAGUCAACAUGGCAUGCCUGCAUUCUUCUCUCCCGGAUGGCUAUGAACAGGGAUCAUAUCAAACGCCAGAGUUUACGGAGGAAACUUUAUUUAUGUACGAGCAUGGUGUAGCUUGUGUAUCCAAUGUCGAUGGACGGGGAAAUGUUUCUAUUUACGCCAUGAUUAAACGAGGCGAGAAGAAGAAUUCGAAAUUGGUUUUCGAUUACGCCAACAUCUUGGGCUUUGUCGGCGGCGAGAUAAGAGAUGGAUUCUGCAAUACAAACCUCAAGGAAAGCGAGGCUCUUCGUUUUAUGCAAACCCACUUAGAUCUGUCGAAAGGAAGAACCGUCAGAAUGGUUUUUGCUCCCGUGGAAGAGGUGUCGGCCAUGUUUGUACUUCCGCUUCGUGUAAAGUCCCUUCAGAAUGGAGUAGAUUUCACUGACCCUAGUACGGAAACGGCUUUUGAGUACUUCAAACAAGCAGCAAAAUUAUGUCCUUAUCAGAAGCUUGAAGAUUUCUUUGAUUUCAAGCUUGGAAAAGCUCCCCGAAAGGCAGAUCGUUCGAAGUUCAGUGGCCACAGAGCAGAGCUCGAGUCGUGGUGGCUAGAGAGGUCUGAGCUGUCGUACUACGACUGCCCACCUCCGCCCCAACCACCCAUCUUGAAUCUGACUAAGCUAAAUGAGAAGAGGAAAGAGGGAAGAUUUGUGUCUGGGUUCAUGGAACAGGCUAGCCAGUGGAGAAAGAAGCAAGAGAAUUCAGAAGCAUGGAAGAAAGUUACAGUACAGAGGUUGACUGAUUCUCAGAACUAUGAUAGGUUCUGCGGAAUGGCAAUUUUGCAAGCACUAUGGUACAUCUGGAUAGGUGAUCCUGAACGUGCUGUGGUCAUGGUGGAAGCUUGGCAAGAUUUUGAAAGAGAUAGAGAAGCAGGGCGGUUUCUUGAUGCAAACAACAUUGUCUUGGAAGAACUUUUAGAUUUAACUCUUGGUAAUCUAUCAAGUAAAGGGAUGUGCAUAGGUCAAACCAAAGUUGAUUCAAGAUUAACACUAAAGAAGAUGUGUGAAACUUGCUUGAGUCCAGUGUUUCUGGGGCCGGAUAGAAAUGGCUUUCAUGUCCUAACAUGUAUUGACAAAGAUGCCAAUGGUGAAUUUGGUUGCAAAAAUACUCGCGUGAAUAUAGCGAAAUUGCUCUUUGCUAUCCACAAAUAUGGAAUGAACAGCGAUUUUGAAACAUCUGCUACCCACUCCUUUCAUGAAGCUCUCCACACCUUUCUGGAGCAUUCAUUUUCUGUGCUAUAUUGGAGAAUCAAACCCACAAACCCUAUGACUGCAGAUGCUGAAAAUGAAGCAGUUCCAAAGUUCAUGGAAUUUCUGACUGUUGAUGAAAAACUAGAUGUAUCAAAGUGGGUGAAUUCUUCCACUGAUGCAUUAAGAGAAGCCUUGGUGAACCACUGUAGCAAGAAGCUUGGCAAAGAAAAUGUGGAGAAAAUGACUGAAUUAUUUCGCUCAAAACUGGACAAAAUUUUGAUAGAGUAUAGCAAGGCAGAGAGAGAGAGUGCAAAGCGAUGUAAAGAACCCAAUUUGAAAGAUGUGAGGAUUAAUCUCCUACGAAAAACUGUUGCUCCCACCAUGUCUCAACAAUUUAAGCGUAAAUGGAGACUUAUGUCCAUUGCUAAAAGAAAAAGGGUUUUGUUGGUGGCAGACAGUCAGCGUGUUAGAGAAGCAUGCAAUGAAUCCUACAAACAAAUGGAGAAGAUUGAUGAAGAAGAAAGAAUUAAAAAGUUGAAAGAAACACCAACAGUAGACCAAGUAGUGAAUGGGGAUCAGGGAAAAGAGCUUUGUACAAUUCCUAGUAGUAUUGUAGAAAGAUGCGAUGGUUUAGAGAUAACAGACUGUGAAGAAAACAAUCCAGGUAUGCCAAUGGGUCAGAAUGAGUUUUCGGAUGAUUCAGACAGUGAUGAUUCACUGGCAGGCAUUGAUGUUCAAUUUCCUGAAAAGUGUAGUGGUGAUUCCUGUCCUUGUACUGAUAGCUGCAAGUUUUGGCAGCAUUUGGUUAGCAUUUUGGUCAGUGAUAAAAAUCCCAUUCCCUACUUUAAGUGCAUUAAUGAUGGUGACCUGAUUUUGCGAGGAAAACUGUGGGAAGAUCAGGAGGGUCAUUUUUUUGAUGAUGUUAUCACUCUUAAUGAAGAAUUUAUUGGUGGUGCUGUCCUACCAAUGGAAGAUGAGGUGUUUUCACAGUGCCCAAGGCUUGCCUUGAUUUGCAAAAUGGCUUGUCACCGGCUAAUUCCAAUGCUUUUGAUGGGGGUCAUUCAUCAGUUUGGAGAGUUAGAGAAGAGAGAAAACAUCAAGUAUGAAUGCCAGGCAUGUCAAUGCUGCGGCCAAGUUGAGGAUGAACCGGGUGACUUCAAGAGAUGUGGUGGAUGCAAGAGUGUUGUCUACUGUGGCAGGAAAUGUCAAGCUCAAGAUUGGAAAGCUGGACACAAGCAGAAAUGUCAAGAGCUGGAGAAGGAUGAAGUGUAAAAAAGUUGCCUUGCUCUUGUUCCCCCCACAAGAGUUUUCAAGGCCAAACAGAUUGGUGACUUACAGUAAUUAACUGUACAUGCUGUAGCAAUUGAUAACAUUAGCAGGACAAAGUGGAGCACAAUUCAGGUAAAAAAAAGGGAUAAGUAACUUCAAGUUCACCCCAAAAUCUGCAAGCACAUAUAUUCUAGAUUUCUGUCAGCAUGAAGUCCUGAAAGCAAUUAUUUUUAUCAAUAAUAAAGUGCAAGAAAUACACAAAUUUAUUAAUAUGUGAUGAUUCACUAAAUUUGUAUCAUCUGUUUAAAAUGCUAGGUUUGUUGUAAUGUUAGCACUUUCAUUAGGAAAGAGAAUGAAUUCCUAUUUUGAAUUAAGAUGAAUUAAGUGAAGUAGAGGCAGAGAAUUCUGUGAUGUAGCUUAAAAAUUCCGAGCUCUCUGGUGCCUAUUCAACAUUGCUCGUUGCAAUUAGCCUUGUUCUUGAAAAUUUCUAGAGGGAUAAAAUUAGAUUGUUUGGUAAAUUACAUAGAAAACUGUUUAGUCUUCUUACAUAUUUUUGCACACUUUUCUUCCAACUUCAUUGGUAUAGUAGCAAUGUAAAAAUUACUGUGAUUACAAAAAUUAAGAUUAUUUUUACUAAGGAGAGGCCAAAGAAGGUUUUAUAUGUCUCUAGGUGUGGAGAAGAUAGAGGUUCAAAAGCCAACAUAGAGCUACAAGAAUCCUCGUUUUUUUUGCUUGUUCUUUUGAGAAUAGUUUUAGCCCUUAAUUAUAUUUAUUACACGACUUGGGCAGUCAGAGGGCCAAUAACUAAAAUCAACCAAUCAAAAUGCUCU